This is a messenger RNA of Linum trigynum, 3499 nucleotides long. The record is from the annotation of a GenBank genome assembly. NCBI's taxonomy places the organism in Eukaryota, Viridiplantae, Streptophyta, Magnoliopsida, Malpighiales, Linaceae.
UUUGAAAUAUUUUACUUCACUUUGAAGUACCUGUAAUGCCCAUGCAGCAUAAUUUAGGUAAGACAUCGGGUACUGUCAGAAAACCUUAGGAAGAUCCGGAAAAAGAAAAGAAAAGAAAAAACGGAAGUAAGCUGCAGUCAUCACUAUUAUCCCCUGCAGAUAACAAAUGGAUGAAUGUGAAUACGAGGCGAGAAACACUGAUCAAGUGGGUGAUUGUAUGUAUUUGGUAGUAUAGGUUAUAGGGCUUUAAUUCUCACAAUAAAUAUUUCAGCUCCAAUGAUGACUCCUAUCAAGAAGUUGGAACUAUUGAAGCUAUAACCAUCAUGCUGCUCUCUACAGCUGCUAUACCACUUAUCAGAAGUAGGUAGAUGUAGACAAGCCGGGAAAUUUCAGUUCGGAAUUUCACCAUGUCGUAGGGGAUACUUGUUGUAGAGAGUGACAUGAGACUUGAGAGCCAAGUACGGGAAGGAAGAGAUGAAGUUUGACAUUAUGUAAUUUCCAACCCCGUAAUUUCCAACCAUUCUUUCUUUAGAGAAAUCCUGCAUGGUGUAAGAAAGGAUGUGAAGCAGGUAAAGGUUAGCAAAACUGUGUUAGCUCUAUGUCUUUGCCAUGUUCCUUCGAAUCUGUUCAUUCACCUUCAAUUCUUCAAUGAACAAAGGAAAACUUCCAAUGGACAUAUAUGUCAUAAAUCCUCAAAUAAAUGCACCACGAGCUCCUCUUUCGAAGACUGCUGUCUGACUUCUUCCAAUGUCGAAGAAAAUGGUACCAACAGAUAUAGACAAGGCGAUGUAAACUCCUAUUCUCACCCUAUAGUAUCCCCAACUUCUCCACAUAUUGACUGAACAUCUCUUUGUCAAUGUGAGAAGUUGCCUCCACCAAUUAGCUGGUCUCUUAAAUUUGCUUUUUAUCACAUUUCCUUUCUGCAUAAAGGAUAAGAAUGUUUAUGUCACGGGAUAAAUGUUGUACGUCUGUUCAUAGAGUUCUCAUAUCUUUUACGGGAGAGUGCAUUUAAUGCUAAGUACAUUUUCCUUCCAUUUUUAGUUUCCUCAGCUUAGUUGUCUGUGUACUAGAAAGGAUUACAGUUCUGAAUGACCGAUUGCAAGGUUAGCUUAUUCUAUAAGGCUAUGUCUUUCUCUCAACUUGGAUGUAGAUCUUUGUAUAGUUGUAGGAAUACUUAUUGGUCGUGUUUGUUUUAGAUUACUUAAGAUCAUCACUUGUUGGACAGCACGCCAUUCUUCUUUGUUGAUUCUAGGGAAACCGGGAUAUCACAAGCAAAGUCAAAGGUGCUAGAUUCAGAAAGUACUAGUUUGGAGUUCUUACAGUUGCUGACAUUUGCUUAAUCCUUGCUCUUUCCUUGGCUGCAUAGUCUGAUAGCCCGUAUUUCUCGAGUAGCUUUGCCUUGAUCUCUGCUGUGGGCAUGUCUGUUGAAUUCGGUGAUGGUUAUCCAAUGUUCUAUGAUCCAGGAAAGCAUAAACAAUAUGAUUUAGAAUCGUUAAGUAAGUGUGUUAUUUUGGUUGCCAUGGGGUAUAAUAACUUUACCAGUUCUCACUGCUUACCCUUGUGUUAAGUCUACUGCUUAUAUGUAAGUUUCUAAACAUUUUGUCCAGUUCUAUUCGGUGGUCGUUGCGAAUUCACAUCCUCGUGCUUGUUUCAUGUUAUACAGCUGUUAAGAAAUAGAAGAAAAGUCCUGCUCGCUCAGCUGGCCGUAUGUGGUGGUACUUGGUUUCUUUUAGCUAGAACUCGCAGAACACUGCCGAUCAUGUGAGCUUACAAUGUCUGCACAAGGUAAAUGCUGAGCAUCAUGAUGUGGUAUAUGGGGAAAUAUAUUGUCAGGGGCACUUCCACUAAUUCCCAAUUGUUGUUUUUUCAGGUAAAGUGGUGUCAGUUUGAAGUAUUACUGGGGCGUCCAGUGAAUUGGAGAGAACAUACCUUCUUGUUGAUCAAUUCUUCACGUUGCUUUUCUGGCGCGUAGUACAGCUUACACCAACUCUCCCAACAAGAUGUCGCCGCAAGAAGAAUGUUUGAUUGAUAAAUGACUUGCUUCGUGAUCUGACCUUUGUAGUCGGUAAGCGCUCCUGAUUCGUGCAAAUGAAUGUGUCUAUUUAUCCGUCUUUUGACUUUGUGACUGGUAUAACUUAUUCUAUUGUGCUGAUUAGUCUUUACAAUUACAAGCGUUGAAUGAUUACAAUUUACAUGAACCUAGUAACCCUCUUCAUCGUGGAAUAGAGAAUGUUAUUUACUCAUACAUCCAAAUUCACUAAUUAGACCCAACAAAGAAUUCAGAUUAGCAUAAAUCUCAACAGAUUUAGGGUGUGAUGUGUCUCUGGCAGCAAAAGAGUGAACACGACCCCCUAGAAUGAUCCAACUAAUUCCUGGAGGCUUCUUCAAACCCUUCUCUUUCAACAAUGCUCUUACAUCCCUAACCUCAGACUAAACCCCUGCUGCAGCAUAUAUGUUGGCCAGCAAAACAUAGUUUCCUGGAUUAUUUGGCUCCAAAUCGAUUAGCUUACCAAAAACCAAUGCUGCCAUUUCAGGGUCACAAUGAAUCUAUUCUACAGCCACUCAGUAGACUUCUUCAAAUCGAUGCAUCAGGUUCCACCGGCAUGGAAUUGAUAAACUCUCUAGCUUCUUGUAAGAACCCACCUCGAACAAGUAGAUCGACUAUGCACCCGUAAUGAGCAAGUUGGGGAGUUAGUUUCAUGUCGCGAACCAUGAAACUGAAAAUCUGCAGGCCUUUUCUUAUUAAAACACCAUGGUGGCAGGCAGACAGUACGGAUAAGAAUGUCACGCCAUUAGGCUGGAAACCUUCUUCCAACAUAUCCAUGAAGGCUUGGAUGGCAUCAGCAGAGGAGCCAUUUGUGGCAUAUCCACUGAUCAUGGCGUUCCAUGAUAUGGUAUUCCUCUCCUGCAGAGUUCUGAAGAUGUUUUCAGCACCCUGUUCACUGCCGCUUGUUGCAUACAUUGUGAUGAAAGCAUUCGCCAGAGAGAGGUCGAAUUCGAGAGGGGAGAAUCUGCGGGCUGCAUAUGCUUGAAUUUGCUGUCCACGAGGCAAAUUGGCAAGGUCAGAACAUGCUGAGAGAAUGUUGAUAAUGGUGAUGGAGUUCGGCUCCACCUCAGUGAUCAUACUUAGUUUAGAGCCUCAUCAGUUUGGUUCUUUUUCACAUAGGCAGAAAUCAUAGCGUUCCAAGAGAUCAGGUCUCUACGUGAACAGACCUCGAAUAGAUUCCUCGCUGUUUCUUCAUCGCCACAAAUCAUGUUCGUAUCAGCAAGAGCAGUAUUCAGUGCUGGAUCAAUAUCAUACCAAGUUUAAUCACUAAUCCAUGGAUGCAACGCCCGGCAUUGAGUUAAGUUUCAUCCCCACAACAAGAAAGCAGAGACACCAUUGUGUAAGAGUUUGGCAUGAUGUCUGAUUGUUGCAACAUCAUCGCUCCGAAGAGCUCCCAAGCUUCAUCCUUGCAAUUGCUGCUUGCCAAUGCAGAAAUCAAAUAGUUAUAUGAUA